AGAAAAUGCUACCGGUACCCAAGGCAGGAAAGAAGUGAUUUGCCUUGAGAGGAAUACUAGUACAGGACACGAGACAAUCUACUAUCUGGAGCAAUAAAAGAGGCAAGAGACAGAGAGAUUCAGAGAUUCAGAUAGAUAGAGCUAUUGGAGAAAAAGAUGGUUUCCCAACCGAGAAUUGGGUUGGUAUGGUCACUCCUGCUACCCCUCAUUAUCAUUCCAAGCCAUGCCGCAGUGAACCACGGCCAAGCGUUGAUCCAAUGGCUGCGACAACAUGAACGAGGCUAUUUCAGCCCCAAGAUUACCAUGCACAGUACUACAGGCAGCAGUGAUGGAAGUACCAAUGACGAAGAUGUCCGCAAUGGCGUCUUUGCCGAAGAAUUCAUUGCCCAAAAUGAAACUCUCGUCGUCAUUCCCAAGGAAUACUUGUUACGCGCCAGUUCCGGUCCGUAUACCGACGAUACCAGCGUAGACAUGUGCGACACGACCUGGAAUUUAGUGCGAGAAUAUUAUCAGGGCGAAUCGUCGCUCUUUGCGCCUUAUAUCGAUUAUGUCAUGGGACACAUGCGUUCUACAACAACACGCGAUGCCGAUCGACAUCGAUUGCCCGCCGAUUGGUCCGACGAAGGAUUGGCAUUGAUGGAAACCAUUGUGGGAGGUGAAAUGGAACCAUCGGAACUAUGGAAUGUCGAUUUUAGACAAUCUUGUCGCGAACAUGAUUUGAAGCAAUUGCACAAGAAUGUCAAAGAAAUCAUUCUGCAAGUUCAAAACAAGAGUAAAAGUUGUGAAGGAGAAGAUCAAGAAUGUACGGAUACAACUAGUACUAGCACUACUACCAACAACAACAACAAUCACCGUCAAGAAUUCAACGAAAUGCUCCUCAUUGUCCAAGAAGCCUGGAGGACCGUUAUUGCCAGAAGUUGGAACGAAGUCAUGGUCCCCAUUUACGACAUGAUGAAUCAUCGCAAUGGACACUGGCACAAUGCCGAUCAACUAACUUCGGCACACGACAAGGAGCAGGAUCUGAUUGUCGUGGCGUUGCGGGAUAUCCAAAAGGGAGAACAAGUGUACAUUUCCUACAAUGAAUGCGAUGACUUGGAUUGCGAAGGCAUGGCACACAAGUACGUCUUGCAACAAAUCUUCAAGGAUUACGGGUUUGUCGAACAGUAUCCUCGGCGAUGGCGCUUUGAUAGUUUUGGAGGGGAAGUGGUGGAGGAUGACAGCGAGGCUGUAGUUUUUGAAAUUGAUCUCGUCAAUGAUAAUGAUGAUGGAGUGGACGAUCCCGACUUGAAACUCACCUGGUUGAGUGAAGAACCAAUGACAUUGGCCAAGAUGCACUUUUUUCACGGACAUUUGCACAAGCAACGUCGUCUUUUGCCCUUUGUCGAACAGAGUCUACAAGAACUAGAGUACAGCAGCGAACGAGAUACCAUUGAAGACUACUACGAUGCUCUCGUGACGGCACUGGAAAUGGUCGUGGCGUACGCCGAUAGCACUCCCAAAAAGGUUCCCGAUUUGACAAGUGCCUUGGACGACUUGCAGGUGCACGGCGUCAAACCAGGCAUGCCGUUCAGCGAGCAACAAGAAGAGGAAGAGGAACUCUUUGUCUGUGGUGGCGAUACCACUUCCUACAUGGGAGAAGCUUCCUACGAACAAAUAGGAGAUAUCACGUCACAGUAUCAAGGGAUUACUUUUGAAUACAAUGAAGAAAUUGAAGAUGUCUGUCUCUACCUCAGUGGUUGGUUGCAGACGUGUACCAGUUGGCGUCCACACUAUCACGAAUCGGUCGUCCACUACCCCACCCGGUUCAUACCAACCCUGAAGCGAGUCAUUUACUUGGGGGGUGGAGACAACAUGCUGUUGCAUGAAAUUUUAAAGUAUGAAGAUUCCUUGGAGGUUGUCUUUGGGAUGGAAUUGGAUCAAGAAGUCGUUCGAAGCAGUUUCAAGCACAUGGGGACACAGCCCCAUUUUGACAAUCCCAAAGUGCAGUGGUGGUUUGGUGAUGCCACCAAGAGUCUAUCCAUGUUGCUGGAACAGGGCGAUGAGUUUUAUGGUACCUUUGAUUUGGUCAUUGUGGAUCUGCAGACCAACGUGGCGGAAACCUUGAUGGUGACGCAUGACAAGACCAUUAUGGAUGUUGCCAUGCAGCUACUGCAGCCCGAAGGCAUUCUGGCCCGCAACGAAGACUUCUAUCCUCGUCGGUCCACGGGCUUCGCGGCCUACGAGGUGGAUCUCGAGUUCCUGGACGUCCCACAGUUGUGUCAACAAUCGAUUACCAUUGGCAGUACCAAUGUGGACUUUCUCACCAAGGAGCUGACGGGUCAUGGCGUGGAGACGGUCUAUUUGAAUGUAUCCAGUUUGGAUGAUGGCACCGACAAGUUUGCUCGCUGGUUGAAUUACCGCAAUAAUGACAUUCCGGACCCAUCGUGUGAUGGUUCGGCCGACGGCGAAAAGGAUCAAAAGGAACGAGGUUUUGGUGUCCACAUGAUCCUUGAAGUGGAAGACACUCAAAUUGCAAAGGAGAAACCUGAAAAGAUACAAGCCAAAAUCAGCAAUGUCAUGGCGGGCAUCGGCCUCACGGAACUGACCACGAAUGAGGCUCCAAACAAUGACAAUCUUGCUGUGAUGCUUUUCGUAGAAGGUUACGUCGCUGUACAAGUCUUUCCUGACCAAAAGUACAUUGCAUUGGAUGUGAAACUCUACAGUCAUUUUGGCAAGCUUGAACCAGCACGCAAGGAGCUGGUAGCUGUGCUAAGCAGUAAUGCGGACAAGCCGUCUUCUUCGUCCCUCCGCAUCGUGUCGGGUGGAAUGUUUGGUGUACCCAAGGCGUCAAGUCGCGGAAAACAAGCCCCCACAUGUGGCGAGAAGGGGACCUUGGAUGCUGCCGCCGUCGAAGGCAUUGCCGAUGCUGCCAUCACGACCAUUGUCCAAAAGGCUGCUCUAUUCGGGGGCAAAUCAGAGCCCGUCGUUGCUGUUGUGUGCCCCGAUGAAGAAUCGUCCUGUGUUGCGCUUGGAGCGCUUCGUAAUGCCGGAUUCAAGAACUUGAUUCCUCUAAUGGGCUGCGCAGACCUCAGUGACAGCUCUUCUGAUGAUCUAGAGAAGAUCAACGCAUGUGCCUUGGCGGCAGCUGCUGCACUCUUGGAAUCCGUGGAACGAGUCGGGAAGAUUGAUAACAUUGUGGUCGACGUGAACGCCUCCAAAGUCAUGGGGCAGAUCUUGCACAAGAUCCUUCGGGACAAGCCUCAGAGGCUUGAGCUGUUGCAAGAAGCGUAUGCCGUCCUGUCACUGUCUUUCGAGGUAUCGGCAUCAUCGUGGCGGCAAGCGCUUCUGGAACGCUUCCAAACGGAAUUCGAUAUCCACACCACGGCACAAAGAGGCGUUGUACUCUUUGAAAGCAAGUCAAACUCCUUGGAGGUUGGACUGUUCUCUACCGGUAGCCGCGGCGUGUUUCAUGAUGUGGCAACAUUUCUCAAGGAGGUCGAAGAAGAAACGAGCCUCGUCGGACACCUUCGCAAGGUCGAUGAUGGUGUAUUACAAUACGCUGCGGACUUUCUGCCAAAUGUUGUCGGGUCCACUUCAGACUUUGAUCGCGGUGACGCCACUAAACAGUGGCUGAACCAAAAUGCUGUGGGGCACCAAACCAUUUUGCAAUUUGAGAUCCAACCCUCCGAAUCGCCUCUUGAAGGAGGAACAAAGAUACUGAUCAACUACAAUGUUGAUGUCUGGAAGGGCCGUUGGGCACUUGGGCAGGUCGUCGAGGAACGGGACGGUGGUGGCUAUGCCGUCAUUGUGGAUGGAGAAGAGGAAGAGCAAGAAACGAGCCGCGAUAGACUUCGGAAGUUCGAGAAUGAAUCUCCUUUGGAAGUUCGGCAACCUGUUUUGAUUCGACGCAAUGGAUUUUGGUCUCAGGGUGCAGUCAUUGAACAACUUCCGGAGGAGGGCAUGUUCAAAAUCAGAGGGUACGAUUCCGAUGGCGAUGUGAUGACAGUGCACAGGAAGGACUUGGUUGCUCGGUUCGAGGCUGCGGACGAGGCAGAAACCGCUUCGUUGUCGUCAACAAUUGUGCACGAGACCUUCUCUUCGGCUCUCAGCUCGGUCGAAAUUGACAUCGACAAGAAGGACGGACGGCAUGAUUUGCAGGUGUCUGGAGGGAUUUCCGAGGGUUGUGUAAUCACAGCGUUCUGGCCGGAUGGGCAUGCAGUUACGACCUGGGAUGGAAGGGGUCACAUUGAUAUCAGUGUCUUCACUUUUGAGGAGGAUGAUAUCAUGCGUGACGAACUUGCUGUGUCAAUUAUGACACAUCUUCCCUUUCUCAAGCCGACAUCGCGGGACGAAAUGCCUCGAGGAACCGGCAGGGUUGUGAAUUUCAACAGCGAGGCCCAAGAGUCGCCCCAUUGGUUGCUGGAACUUGAAACACCUGAAGCACCAUCCGCUGAAUGAUGAGCCUAUCCUCCCCUGACGCUACCUUCCAAGGGUGUUACCGAUAUUCAUACAAAUAAAUGAGGACGUUCUUUCAGUUUAGAAGUGGUAAUGUUGUACAACUAGAAUGGCUGUAGCGAAGCAAAGACUGAUGAUGGAACCAUCUGAUGCUGGCUCCUCCGAUAGUAUGCACACCCUGGUA
This is a messenger RNA of Seminavis robusta, 4618 nucleotides long. The record is from the annotation of a GenBank genome assembly. NCBI's taxonomy places the organism in Eukaryota, Bacillariophyta, Bacillariophyceae, Naviculales, Naviculaceae.